Messenger RNA from Morone saxatilis (striped sea-bass), 5845 nucleotides. It is a transcript of the gene lpin2, whose product is annotated as lipin 2. Lineage: Eukaryota; Metazoa; Chordata; Actinopteri; Moronidae. Gene Ontology annotation, biological process: cellular response to insulin stimulus; fatty acid catabolic process; triglyceride biosynthetic process. The transcript is spliced from 20 exons. Gene Ontology annotation, cellular component: endoplasmic reticulum membrane; cytosol; nucleus. The record is from RefSeq and is a predicted model, not a curated record. Gene Ontology annotation, molecular function: phosphatidate phosphatase activity; transcription coactivator activity. Bases 995 to 3748 code for a protein of 917 amino acids.
AGAGGUGGAGCAGGAAGAUGCUGAUGAUAGAGUAGUUGGAGUCUGACAGCAAACACACAUGGCAGUUGAAACUGGUUCAUUCAAGGUGUCUCACACAACCUUCAAAGCCUUGUGUGCAAAGCAUUACAGGCAUAAUUGGCAUACUUAUGGAGGUCUUUCCGUAGAACUGGUCACAGGAGUGCCAGACAGUCAGAGAAAGGUGUUGAAAAUCGGGGGGGAAUGUUGUAUUUCAGGUACAAUGGGAGGAAUUCAUACAGAUAAACUGCCCUGCAGCAUUUUGUCUGUCGCUGUGCGUCUAAAAAACAACCUGAAAAUACUCUUAUCUUCUCUUCCAGGCACUAAUAAAAGUACAUCUGCUUUAGAAAGGGUUCACCCAUAAACAGUUAAUUGAUUGAGAGAAACGCAUUGCCUUCAUUAAUGUUAAAUAAUCUGAUUUGCUACAAGCUCAGAGGUUUUGUUUUUUUUGGGGGGGGGGGGGUUAAUUAUGUCCUAUUAGAAAACAGCUGCUCUAAUUGUGGCAUCUGAUUUCUGCCUGCUUUCAUUGCUGGUGCCAUUCAGCAAACCCCCAAAGUGAGGCCCACAAAAGGUCCACCAAGAAUGAAUCAAUGAACACAUUUUUACCCUCUAACCUACACAAUGUAACGCUUUUCUUUGUGUGUGUAAUAUCUGUCAAUAAAUAUCCUCUUUAAAUGAGCUGCUCGAGGAGGGAGGGCGAAGUCUUACUUUAACUGUGUAAGAAGCUACAAUAAUUUAACCCUGGAGGUGUAAGAGCAGCUGUGUGAGAGCGCCGCCACUGUGCGGCUCCCUGUCCCAUCAACUCCGGCUCUCUGUUUCCAGCAGCACCAGUCAGCCACGGUGGUCCGGGCACCGACACGUCAGGAGGCUUUUCUUUCUCUGGAGGAGUUUCACAGGCACAAAUAUGGGGACUCACUGAAGACACCACAACGUCCUUCAUCGGCAGCCUCCCCGCGGAAGUAACCGAAAGGCGGACACUAUGAACUACGUGGGCCAGCUGGCAGGUCAGGUGCUGGUAACCGUCAAAGAACUGUACAAGGGAAUUAAUCAGGCCACGCUAUCGGGCUGCAUCGAUGUUGUUGUCGUCCGCCAGAGAGAUGGCAGCUACCAGUGCUCACCAUUCCACGUACGCUUCGGCAAACUCGGUGUACUGCGCUCCAAAGAGAAAGUGAUCGACAUUGAAGUGAAUGGAGAACCUGUAGACCUGCACAUGAAGCUUGGUGACAAUGGAGAGGCCUUUUUUGUUCAGGAAUCUGAGCAGCAGAAUCAGAUUGUCCCUGCCCACCUGGCCACCUCCCCAAUCCCCACCGAGAGUCACCUGUUCUGGAUCUCAGAGGUUGAGCACAGGGCAGCAAAAGAUCUGGAGGAUGACCCUGCUGACCCAGAAGACCCACCCGAGCCUCCUGCUCCGAGCACCAUGGCCACAAAAAAGAAGAAGAAGCGGAGGAAGAAGCACAAAGGAGACCCCCGAAGAGAGGAGCUGACCCCGCCCAUGUCAGUCCCCACUGGUAAUGCUAUUGCUGCUAACGCACCUGCUGCUACGACCGCUGCUAUGUCCAGCACUGGGCAAAAUGAAGAGAUCUUUGAGAUGGACCUGAGCUCUGACGAGGAAGCUGCAUCACGUGUCUCAAGGUCACCUUCAGUGACCACAAUGCGAGACAUUGACCCCAAAUUACCCGCAGCCAGACACAGCCUGGAUGGUUAUCCACUGUCUGAUGGGGACUGGCCGGCAGAUGACAGUCAUGGCUUGUCUCAGGCCUUUUCCCCAAAGAGUGACUCUGAACUGAUGGUCAGGCCCUCAGAGAGUUUGCUCAGAGCUGAGUCCCACAUGCAGUGGACAUGGGGAGAGUUUCCAGAAACAACCAGGGUCACCAAAAAAGAGAAACCAGAACUACUAAAAACAGUGACCAUCACCCCAUCAGAGAGCACCCACUUCCGCGUCAUCCUCAGCUCUGAGGCCAUGGAGAAUGAGACUGAUAUUGAAAAGGAAGAUGGUGCUUCCUGCUCAGUGUGUACCAUUGUCAAGCCCGAGCCACGCACCCCUAUCACCACUGUAACACCUGUAAAUCCUCUCGCAUCUGUCAGCCCUAUAACCUCUGUGAGCCCCAUAACCUCCACAGAGCCCCUGGAUGUCCUGCCAUCCAACAUGGCAACCUCCACCCCUUCCAACAGCCAACUGAGUGAUUCACCCUCGAAGAAGAAAGGUGUUCCAAAGAGGAGCCAGCAUCAGGGUCCUGAGGAUAUCUACCUAGAUGACCUGAAUGUACUUGAACCUGAUGUUGCUGCACGGUAUUUUCCUAAGAGUGAGUCUGAGGCGGCGACUAAGCACUGGAUGGACUCAGAGAUGCCCUCUGGUUCACAGUCUCCACAGUCAGUGGGUAGUGCAGCGGCUGACAGCGGGACAGAGUGUCUGUCUGACUCAGCAAGUGACCUCCCCGACGUCACUCUUUCUCUGUGUGGAGGCCUCACAGAGAAUGCUGAAAUAUCCAAAGAAAGGUUCAUGGAGCAUAUCAUCACCUAUCAUGAAUUUGCUGAAAACCCAGCAAUUAUAGAUAACCCUAACCUUGUAGUAAAGAUAGGAAAUAGGUAUUAUAAUUGGACACUCGCUGCACCCUUGAUUCUAAGUCUACAAGCAUUUCAGAAGAAUUUACCAAAGGCUACAGAGGAGGCCUGGAUGAAGGAGAAAAUGCCAAAGAAGUCAGGCCGCUGGUGGUUCUGGCGAAAAAGGGCGGAUAGUACAAUCAAGCAGUCGGAGACUAAGCUUGAAACUAAGGAGGACUCUCAUCUGGAGGAGGAAGGACCCUCCAUAUCUCAGGAGAAACUGUCCUUGCCGCCUAAAGCAGGAGACUCAUCCAGUGACGAAGAGGCCAAGGAGGUGAUCGCUGCAUCCUGUCAGGAGAGACUGCAGUCAGUAGAUGGUCAGCACCACCCCAGCCCACAUACUUACAGGAAGUCACUACGCCUCUCCUCUGAUCAGAUAGCCAGUCUGAAACUGAAGGAGGGACCUAAUGAUGUGACAUUUAGCAUCACCACCCAGUACCAGGGCACAUGCCGCUGCGAGGGCACCAUCUACCUGUGGAACUGGGACGACAAAGUCAUUAUCUCUGACAUUGAUGGUACCAUCACCAAGUCGGAUGUGUUUGGACAAAUCCUGCCACAGUUGGGGAAGGACUGGACCCACCAGGGCAUUGCCAAGCUCUACCACUCAGUAGCUGAGAACGGCUACAAGUUCUUGUACUGCUCAGCAAGGGCUAUUGGAAUGGCGGACAUGACAAGAGGUUACCUGCAGUGGGUCAAUGAUGGAGGCACCAUUCUCCCCCGGGGACCUCUCAUGCUGUCUCCCAGCAGCCUCUUCUCAGCCUUCCACAGGGAGGUCAUUGAGAAGAAACCAGAGAUCUUCAAGAUUGAAUGCCUUACAGAUAUCAAGAACCUGUUCCAGCAUAACAAGCAGCCAUUCUACGCCGCCUUUGGGAAUAGGACUAAUGAUGUGUUUGCCUAUAAGGAGGUGGGGGUUCCAGUGUGUAGGAUCUUCACAGUCAACCCCAAAGGAGAGCUGAUCCAGGAGCAGACCAAGGGAAACAAGUCCUCUUACGGCAGGCUCAGUGAGCUGGUGGAGCAUGUGUUCCCUCUGUUGAGUAAAGAGCAGAACGAGGCCUUUGUUAUGCCCGAGUACAGUUCUUUCUGUUACUGGAGACAGCCCAUACCAGUCAUCAACCCCGAUGAAAUGCUCUGAUCCAACACGUGGACACGGACACCCAUGUAUUCAUAUACAUGCAAUUGGACUGUGCACUUGAAUGCGUCUCCAGGAAACACAUGGACUGAAACUCAAACUUUCCUAUACAGACAGGCACACUCUCAAAUCUACAAUGAGUGUGAAACAGUAACAGGGUUAUGACCAUAAACACAAAAAAGCUUGUAAACUGUAAUUACCCAUUAGACAUGAGUGGAAGUUCUCUUCUGAACAGAAAAUCCUGGUGAAUAAUCCCUGAAAAAUGUCAUCCCAGAGAGACAAGAGACUAAUCACCAACUAGAUUGUCAUCUUUCUUCAUCCUAACCCAAUGAGCAGUCUUUAGUCCCCAUCACUGUCUGGGGAUGAAGAUCUGAGACCAUCUUUUCUUUCUGAAACUUCCAGCUAACAGGACGAUCUGCAUUUGCCAUCAGGGAAGCGACUGAAGCAACGACACGAGGCAUUAGCCCUCAGCACUAGAGUCUGAGCUGUGCAGAAGGAAAAGACUAUAGCCCAUUUCCUUUUUUUUUUUUUUUUUGUCACAAUUUAAAAAAAAAUCUGAAAGCCCUGAAGAAGUUAAAUUAAACAUUCCGAGCAGGGGUGAAAAAACACACUGUUAAUUAAACGGGAUAGGCAAUUAACACUGGCCGCUGCUCAUGUGCUGGUAAUAUUUUGCUGUGGCUACUAUGUUUGCCUAUACGCACGUAUCCAGCCUUUAUCUGGAGGCUGCAUUCUGUUCUAAAACAUCAAGUAAUAUAGUGAUAGUGACCAAUAACUGCUACACCACCUACGAACCAUACACAGUGGUUAGUUGAAAGCUACUGUAGGUGUUCAGUUUUGUCCCUGACACUCUCGACUGUGGUCAUUAGUUCACUGCUGGUGGAACAGAUUUCAGAUUGCCACCUUUUCCCUGGAGAGCUUACGGUGUUGGUACCGAAUGAGUCAUAUUUGGUAUUGUUAAUGUUGUAGGUCAACCAGGGACAUACUAUUGCCAACAUGUAUGUGAAGAUACACACUUAGAUGUGACUUAAAAACAAAAUGAAGCAGCUUCGUAGUAUAUUGUCUUGCUGUUAUUUUAAUGUUUAUUCUGUUCUACAAGCUCUGGCGAAUCAAGUGUGUUUUGUUAACAAUGCAGUCAUUAUUUAUGAUAAUUGAUAUGUUUAAGUUAUUGAUUUCUAUCGUGAUGCCUUUGCUUGUCUGAAAAAGUAAUUUAUCACCAAUGCAAUGUGGUUGGUCACAGGUUAAUAUGCACUUAACAGUAACUGCUCGGCCUUGUACGAUCUUCUUUUUUUUUUUUUAAGUCUGGUAUCCCAUUUUCACAGCAAUCUGUAUUCCUUAUUUUACAGUGAAACAAGUAAGGUUAAUACACAUUCCUUAGCAAACCUCAGAAUCUGCAGCUUUAGUAUUAAAAUAUGUGUCUAAAUGUAAAAGAUAACGCUUGAGUGGGAACAGUGGAAAUAAGAAGAUCUGGAGAGAGCUUUGUGAGGUCCUCUGUAGGAUGACCACGGGGUGAUGUGUGUGUGUGUAUGUAUGCGUGCGUGCGUGUGUGCAUACCUAAUCACUGCGUGUUGCUGCUGUUGGGGGUGACCGGAUUGUUCACCCUUCGCUUAUGUUCCCUCAGUGGCUUUACCGAGACUUAUCCAACGCACUUUGUCUAAGCUGCACCCAGAGAUGCAACUCAAAACACCUCUCACCCACAUGCACUUCACUGAAGAGUUUCUAGUUUUACCUCUUUAUUGUGUGAGUGACCUUCUGACACCACUGACAAAUCAGCUAUUCUGAAAUAUGCCAAUAUGAGUAAAUGUGGAGAUAAAAACAAAAUAAUGUUUAUUUUGGGUGCUGAACCGAGCUACCACUUAGUGUGUGUGUGUGUGUGUGUGUGUGUGUGUGAAUGAUAGAGAGAAAGAGAUAAAGAGGAAAGACUUUUCCCAUGCCUCUGGUGCCCGAAGAAAGAGAAACAGGAAAUACUUGACUGUGUACAGAAAACCAUUUGAAGCGCUUCACUGGCAUUAUGCAUGUAUGUUUUAAGGAAAGGACUUGUGGCAAGAUGUGCCACUCCACUGACAUGGAUCAUACCUCCAGCACAAGAGUAACAGUAACAUG